CUUCUGACACCUUCUUGUGUGACCGCCCGGCUCUUCCCCCAAUUUACUUGCCCGAUUGCGACUUUUUCUACCGUCUGGCUGCUUUCUACAGUAAGAUCAGUACUCUUACAAUUUUGGACAACCCUCCAAGAGGGCGUGUUACUGUAGCGGUCGCUGGAGUUUCGAUUGUCGCAUGAGCCCUUGGCCAACCACCACUACUGCGACGGCGACGCUUCACCUCUGGCUGAUAACCCCAUAGCUCUCACCCACGCCUUACUGUCGUGGUGACUAAAUACCUACCCUCCGUGUUUCACCGUCCCAGGAGAAACUUGCCUCUCUCUUCCUACUCUUCUCCGCUCCCCGAGAUCAGACGAGGAUCCUCUGUGAGGUCCUAACCCGGCGACCAUGUCAAACCAGCAGGUGGUGAGUGUUCAUCCCAUCACCCUACCUUCUCUGGCAUGCACCGGUUGAUUCAUCCCGAGUGACAACCCUCUUUCUGGAGCUCAUGACUGAUACAAGGCCACAGGGCGCGGUGUUCGAUCGUGUCAUUCAGGAGGUUUGCGAUGGGUCCCAGGUGGACUUUGAAGAAAGUGGAGUGGACCAACAGACGCUUCUAGAUCUGCGCAAGAGUUGGCAGAAGAAGCUCUCUUCGUUGGGAGUCGCUCACUUCCCUUGGGAUCCCCCACCACCGCAACAAGCUCCUCCCAGCCAAACCCAGCAACAUAUCCUCCCUCCUACUGCCACCGUUCCCUCUAAUGCCCCCCGACCUGCUCCAUCCCCUCACCCCCCGCACCCGCAACAACCACAACAACAUGCUCCUCCUCCCCCUCCUCCACAACAACAACAACCUAUCCCUCAAUCCAUGCCCACCACGGCCCCUCCCAUGCAAGCUCCUGCCCCCGUAGGUGCACCCUCCAUGGGACACCUUCCGCAUAUCAAGACGGAGCCUGGACUUAACCAGCCGGGAAUGAUGUCCUUGAACAACAACAAUAACAUGAUGCCACCAAGUGGCUCGACUCCUCAGUCGGCUCAGUCGGCUCAACAACGUGCCGCCGAGAUGCUCCGCCAACGGUAUGGCGCUGCAGCUGCCAACUCGGUCAGUCAGCUACAAGCUCAGUCGCAGGCCUCUAUGGGCAUGCCCGGCCAGCAACGCCCGCCCAACAUGCAGCACCUCCCGAAUGGUCAGGCGCCUCAGCCUCAGAUUAAGCAAGAGCCCGGCUACCCACCUGCCCCCCGCCCUUCCUUGGGGAACGCGCAAACGGAUGGCGCUUGUGAUGCUGGUGAUGCACUCUCGGAGUGGAAGGCAGAGGUCGCCCGCCGACGUGAAGCUGCGCAGCGCCAAAACGGCGAAGGGGAUCGUGUCUUGCGAGAGCACUUGAAACAGCGCAUGCUCCAGCUCGAGGGCGGAGGCCUCAUGAUUCCCUUGGCGGAGCGCCAAACCUCUUCAGCGCCUGGCCUUGCGUUCAAUGCGACAAAUGCUAUCGGUGUCCCCCCGUCGGCUGUUCCCAGGGCCCAAUAUGAUGGUCCCGGUGGUGAUGACGAGAGGGACGAAGAUGACGAGGACGCCAUCAACUCCGAUCUCGAUGACCCAGAUGACCUUGUCGCCGACGAACAUGAUGGCGACUAUGCCAUGGGCCAGGUCAUGCUCUGUACCUACGACAAAGUGCAAAGGGUGAAGAACAAGUGGAAGUGCACGCUGAAGGAUGGUAUCCUGACCUCCGGAGGCAAAGAAUAUGUCUUCCACAAGGGUCAAGGCGAGUUCGAAUGGUAGACGCAGAAGAAUCACGAAACGGUCUGCCGACCUAAGGGCUUGUCCCGCUUAUGUGCUUCGCUUUUUUCCUUUUUUUUUUUUUUUCUUUUUUUUUUUU
Molecule: messenger RNA, 1847 nt
Organism: Aspergillus homomorphus CBS 101889
Lineage: Eukaryota; Fungi; Ascomycota; Eurotiomycetes; Eurotiales; Aspergillaceae
Product: transcription initiation factor IIA large subunit
Exons: 3
Coding region: 485-1750 (421 amino acids)
Biological process (GO): transcription initiation at RNA polymerase II promoter; transcription by RNA polymerase II
Cellular component (GO): transcription factor TFIIA complex
Source: RefSeq, a predicted model, not a curated record